Messenger RNA from Alternaria postmessia, 696 nucleotides. RefSeq lists its product as uncharacterized. The record is from RefSeq and is a predicted model, not a curated record. NCBI's taxonomy places the organism in Eukaryota, Fungi, Ascomycota, Dothideomycetes, Pleosporales, Pleosporaceae. Bases 1 to 696 code for a protein of 231 amino acids. The transcript is spliced from 2 exons.
AUGAACGCCAACACUGACACCGAUGGUCUCCUGAAGGCCUUGCGGAAACUGGACGAGACAGGUCGUGGCCUAUUCGUUGAGUACCUGCCUACCGAAAAGGUCAAAGACGUCCUUCUUCUUCUCCUUCGCGAGAGAGACGCGAUGCCAGACACUAGCGAGAGCUCGGCGCAAGUCGUGGUAAAGAAAGAGCAAGACAUCAUCGAUAUCGCUAGCGAAAUCGAGGAGGCAGAAGCCGAGACCAAUGAUCAGAGGGAGGUCGACGAGGCACCAAAGCCACUCGAUAUGUCAAUGUACUUGCAUGUUCUCGACAAUUCAGGACAAGUUACGCUUAAAAACUUUGGUUACCUCAGCCUCUUUGUCCAAACCGAGCUAAAACGCCGCUUUGAAGGAACAUGGGCAAUGAACAUAGCAAGGACACAGCGUUACGCAAUGUUCACUUUGACACCGGAAAGGUACAUGACCGAGCCUUAUUGCAUUCGGAAUCUCGUCAUCGGGACCACGCGACGUGAAAGACGACGAUACAUCCAAGGUGAUGAUGAGCUCAAAGAGAGGCCGGAUUACGGUUGCAUCGACGCUCGCAAACCCUGCGCCCACUUCAUCAGGUACCAAGGUCGAUGCGUCAUACUUCUUGUACCUUUACCCGAAGCUGUUCGACGGAGUAUGGACUGGAGAGAAAUUGGUUAUUGGGUGCUGUGA